AGUGACAAUUUUAUUUAGGUAUUCUAUUAUAUUAAAUUAUAAAAUAAUAAUAAAAAAAAAAUAAUAAAAAUAGAAGUGGUCGCCAAUAUGGAUCUAUCUCACGUCCUCUCUUUCUCAUAAAAACCUCCAAAUCACAACUCACAAACUUCCAAAGUAAAAGAAUUAACCCAGAUUUUUGAGGACCUAUCUUCUUAGCUUGUUUUCCCUCUUUGCACUCUUCUCUCUCUUCAAAUAAAAAUUAGAUAUUCUGUAUCUAAAUAAUAAAACCAGCCCUUAAAGAAAGCCUUUUAUUAAUUACGACUCCAAGAUAUUAGAAAUAAAUGGGUACAAGUACAUCUACUAAUUCGUUAUUAGUUUGUGUUCUGUAAUUCGAAUUAGUCGGCGUGCUGAUGGAAAAACAACAAAAGCAGCAGAAUAUCAUCAACUAGUGAUUUUUCAAGAAAUUUAACCAGCUUUUGGUACUGUGGUUGGAUUAUUAUUAUUAUUAUUAUUAUUAUUAUUAUUGCUAUUAAUAUUAAUAUUAAUGUUAUUUUCUUGUUAUAAGAUAUGACUAUGGUUCCUGCUCCUAAACUAUCCAAACCACAUCUUGUUUUUUAUGGUGGCUGUGGUGGUGCUGGUGUUGGUGCUGCCUCCGAUGUCAUGACUCGAUUCGCCGAUGGCUGCAGUGCUCCUGCUGGCUAUGUUGGUUACGAUAAUAACGUCAUCAACGGCAACAGUUGUACUAAUACUGUUACUAGUAAUACCGACAUUACUGCUAAUAACAAGCUAGAUAUUGAUAACGAUCACUGUGUUUUAGGGAUUGGUUAUCCUAAUAAUAAUACCAAUUACGACUCCUACCAUAAUAUUUUUCGUAUGGCUGAGGAAGAGCAGUCUAGAACUUCUAACAGUACUAGUGUUAACGAUAAUGGUGAUCAUCAGCAGGCAGCUGCUGCUGCUGCCGCCGCUUCUUCUACCUCUAUGAAGGGGCGGGACGAUACCCCUACACCUCCCCCACCUCCACAUCAUCAUCAUCAAAGGGGUAUCGUCGACAGCAGCAGCAGCUGGCUGCAGUUAGGUCUUGGUAGGACCCACGUGGAUACUCCUCCGCUUCCACAACAACAUCAAGCUCAAGCUCAGAUGUCAUCGUCGCUACAGAUAGGAGGAAGCGCGGGUGGAUUGAUGCUUGAGCUCAACCUAGGAGGUGGAAGCAGUGGCGGAACACCAUUAAUGAUGCCGGGGUUAGAGCCUAGAAUAAUCCCUCAAAGAUCAGUUGAUCAUCAUUUUAUUACAACCAGUAAUAAUUUGUUUACUAGUGGAGGUGUUAUUGGAUCACCAACUACUUGCAUCUCUCAUCAACAACAACAUCAUCCCAUGAUUCCUCUAAUAGCCUCUUUUCCGCAACCUCAACAACUACUCCAAUCUCAUCAUCCUCACCAUUUAAUACUAAGCGAUCAUCAACAACAACAACAUCAGAUAGGUUGGGGUUUUGCUAAUCAGAGAGCGCCUUUGUCAGCAGCCGCGGGGUGUUCUUCAUCUUUAUCUCCAUCUUCAUCUUCCUCCAUGCCACCUGCACAAGUUGGUGCGGGUUCGGGUUCAGCUUCGUUUUUAACCCGCCCCUUUACACCUUCCGGGUCAUCCGUAGAUGCCGUAGAUUCCGAAUUCAGAGUUGUACAUCCUCCUCCUAGGAGACCUCAUACUGGCAUUUGGUUUGCUCUUCAAGCUUCUCGCCAUCAAUCAAAAGAACCGUUUUUACCUCAAGUAUCCAAGAGUUUUCUCCGAAUCAAGGAUGAGAGGAUGACUGUUCGAUUAGUGAUGAAGUAUGUGGCUAACAAGCUUGGAUUGGAUAGCGAAUCAGAGGUAGAGAUAAGGUGUAGAGGGCAACAACUAGUACCAUACUUGACGUUGCAGCAUGUAAGAGACAAUAUUUGGAGUUCAAGAGACGCGGCUGUGACGACUGUGACAUUACUUCCUGACUCCUCAACAACUGAUCACCUCAUGGUUUUGAAUUAUGGUAGAAGUACUUCUUCUUCUUCUACGUACCUAGCUACCUCUACCUAAUUAAUUAAUUAAUUAAUUAUGCUUAAUUAUAAUGCUAGGUUACUAAAUUACUUCUACGAGAUUGAUCGAUUAAUCGAUAAAUUAUGGAGAUUCUUAUUUUUUUAAUCUCUCCUUAUUCAUUAACCAACCCACCAACAUCUUGUAUCAAUAUUAUUGUUGAUCAAUUAAAUUAAUACCCUUUAAUUAGGAGGGGGAAAAAAAAGGGAAAAAAAAAGAAGUUUUCUCUAACAGUUCCAAUGUAAUUUUCCUUCUUUGCUUAGGUUAAGUUGUAGGAUGAAUUAAUUAACUCCCAAAUUAAAUACCCCAUUAUGGUAUGUGUUUUUGGCAUUUGGGGUCCCUUGUAAUUGUAUAAAACAAAUUUUAUUGUCCGAUAAUAGGACAUUUUAUAUAUUCUCUUUUUAUACUU
Chenopodium quinoa (quinoa) is the source of this 2443-nucleotide messenger RNA. RefSeq lists its product as uncharacterized. The record is from RefSeq and is a predicted model, not a curated record. Bases 547 to 2037 code for a protein of 496 amino acids. Lineage: Eukaryota; Viridiplantae; Streptophyta; Magnoliopsida; Caryophyllales; Amaranthaceae. The transcript has 4 exons. Gene Ontology annotation, biological process: multicellular organism development.